Molecule: messenger RNA, 2950 nt
Organism: Clupea harengus (Atlantic herring)
Lineage: Eukaryota; Metazoa; Chordata; Actinopteri; Clupeiformes; Clupeidae
Gene: septin9a
Product: septin 9a
Molecular function (GO): GTP binding
Source: RefSeq, a predicted model, not a curated record
GGGAGGGAGGGAGGAAGAGAGAGUUAGUGUGAGCUGGAGAGAGCCGGGGUGGGGGGUUGUCAUCGCCCUUUCAUUCGGAGCUCGCUUGCAGCCGGAGCGUUCGGGGGAAGCCAGGAAAAGUCAGUUGGUCCUUUAAGAAAGUCCUGGGCUUGCGUCGGUGCACGGACAGCUACUCCUUUUCUUUUCCUUUUUUUCCAUCCCCACUUUGCCUCCUAAUUUGGGAUUUGUUUGAAAGCCAACGAGAGGGAGAGGAAGAAAGACAGAGAGAGAGAGAGAGAGAGAGAGCGUCUGAAAGAGAGUUUCGCCUCGGUUGGGAAAGGGAUUUCUAUUCCCCAAAUAUUACCACAAAAUGUCUGAUUCCACUGUCAAUGCACACUUGGAGGGGAUCAUAUCAGACUUUGAAGCUCUGAAGAGGUCGUUUGAGGUGGAAGAGGUGGACACCUCCACGCACUCUUCACCCCUCUCCCGUCGGACCCACUCUCUGCGAUCCUCCAUGACCUCCACUGGCAGCCAGCGAUUCCAUGACCUGGGCUCCCGCAAUUCCGACCACACGUCCAAGCCACCCUCAGACAGCACCAACCAGCGCUCACCAAAAACAAACCUGCGGCGCGUGGAGGUGUCGGGGGGACGCGCCACCGAGCCACUGUCCCGCCGGACGGAGAUCUCCAUCGACAUCUCCUCCAAGCAGGUGGACAGUUCGCCCAGCCCCGGCAUCACCCGCUUUGGCCUGAGGAGGCCCGAGGUGCAGGUGCACCGGACCGCCCCAGAUGUCGCGCCCCACAGGCGGACGGAGGUCACCCUCAGCCGGCCCCAGAGCCAGGAGCCUCCGGUGGCCCCCAGGAGGGCAGAGCCCCCGUCUCCGGUGUUCGCCUCCCGCAUCCCCGAGCCCGGCCAGAGGAGAGUAGAGCCUCCCAGCCCUGUGACUGCUGACGCUCCGUCCAGGCGGAUGGACUUGAAUGCCAACAGUCCGCUGGAGACGCCUCCACCUCAGCCCAGAGAAGUGGAGACCAGCCUGCCCUCAGCGCCCAGCGAGGUCCCCAGCAAUAUGGAACACAGGCCCCAGCCAGCUGUGCCUGAGGCCCCCAUAGCACCACCUGAGAGGUCAGAGGUCAUUUCCAGCUUCAGCAGCAGCAGCAGCAUCAGCAGCAGCAUCAGCAGCAUGGCAGAGCCUGUGGUGCCCGAGGUGCCCCCCGCCAGCUGGACCGAGAAGCCCAGCGUGGUGGACUUCAGCUACGUGGGCAUCGACGCCAUUCUGGAGCAGAUGAGGCGCAAGGCCAUGAAGCAGGGCUUCGAGCUCAACAUCAUGGUCGUGGGUCAGAGUGGCCUGGGAAAGUCCACGCUGAUGAACACACUCUUCAAGUCCAAAGUGAGCCGUAAGUCAGUGAUGGGCACGGGCGAGGAGAGGAUCCCCAAGACCAUCGAGAUCAAAUCCGUCAGUCACGACAUAGAAGAGAAAGGGGUGAGGAUGAAGCUUACAGUCAUCGACACGCCAGGCUUUGGGGAUCAGAUCAACAAUGAAAACUGCUGGCAGCCCAUCAUGAAGUUUAUUAAUGACCAGUAUGAGCAGUACCUGCAGGAGGAGAUCAACAUCGACAGGAAGAAGAGGAUCCCAGACUCACGUGUACACUGCUGCAUAUACUUCAUCCCCCCCACAGGACACAGUUUGAGACCCCUGGAUGUGGAGUUCAUGAGACGCCUGAGUAAAGUGGUGAACAUCGUCCCUGUCAUUGCCAAAGCUGACACCCUGACCUUGGAGGAGAGGGACUUCUUCAAGAAGAAGAUCAGAGAAGAUCUUCGAGCCAACGGCAUUGAUGUCUACCCACAGAAAGAGUUUGAUGAAGAUGCUGAGGACAGGAUGAUCAAUGAAAAAAUAAGGGAGAUGAUCCCGUUCGCAGUGGUGGGCAGUGACCUAGAGUACCAGGUGAAUGGGAGGAGGCUGCUGGGAAGGAAGACCAAAUGGGGAACCAUAGAAGUUGAGAAUAUUGCCCACUGUGAGUUUGCCUACCUGCGGGACCUGCUCAUCAGGACCCACAUGCAGAACAUUAAGGACAUCACCAGCAGCAUCCACUACGAGAUGUACCGCGUGCGCCGCCUUAACGAGAACAACACACAUGCCAACAACGUGGCCGACCACCACCUCACCUCCCACGAGAUGUAGACACCAGCAGCAGGCCCCCAGUACCCCACCCGACUCCACCCAGCCUCCGUCCCCCCCCCCACCUCACCUACCACGAGAUGUAGACACCAGCACCAGGCCCCCCGUACCCCACCCCCCCGCCACCUCCCUCUUGUGCUUCUCCUUCCUCCUCUCAUCUCCUCUCUGAUUGGCCCACUCCAGAGCUCAAGUGCCGGCCCCACAUCAGCAAGGAUGAGAGCAUCGUCCAACGUUUUCUGUUUUGGAACAUUGUCGCCUCUGAAAGCCAAAACUCUUAUCUCGCCUACAGCAAUGCCAAACCACACACACAUAACCCCCCCCAACACACACAUACACCCCCCACACAUACACACAGUCAAAAAUUCACACCAUUGCUAUCAGGUGUAUCAUGUGUUUUCCUCUAUUGUCAUUUCUGUGUGUCUCAGCUGUAUGUGUGUGUGUUUGUCUCAGCUGUAUGUGUGUGUGUGUGACAGAGAGAAUGUGAGAAUGAAGCAGGACCCAGUGGAGGAGACUCAGCCACUAGAAACUCCAUUACCCAUGAUGCCCAUGCCAGUCGUUAGAGGAGAUUUAUGCUGUUCCCGUUUAGUUCCAUUUACCACCUGUGUGUGUGUGAUUGCACAGGAAGAGAGUCAAGUGAAGCCUUUUAUUUUCAUGCCAUCCAUCCCGUACUGGUCACUGUGAUGUCGGGUAGUCCCCUAGCUCACACACACAGUGGUUGGAGGGCAGGCUGUGUGUUCAGUCGUGUAGUCCCCUAGCUCACACACACAGUGGUUGGAGGGCAGGCUGUGUGUUCAG